Molecule: messenger RNA, 960 nt
Organism: Aspergillus thermomutatus
Lineage: Eukaryota; Fungi; Ascomycota; Eurotiomycetes; Eurotiales; Aspergillaceae
Product: putative pre-RNA splicing factor Srp2
Exons: 5
Coding region: 1-960 (319 amino acids)
Cellular component (GO): nucleus; ribonucleoprotein complex; cytoplasm
Molecular function (GO): mRNA binding
Source: RefSeq, a predicted model, not a curated record
AUGGCGCCCACGUUGGCGUCGUUGCCUUUCUAUUCAGUGACCAAACAGGACAUCGAGGAACACUUUAGUAGCCAUGGCUCAGGGAAGAUCACAGAGAUCAAGUUGAUGAACGGAUUCGGGUUCAUCGAGUACGAGGAUGCGAUGGAUGCUAGAGAUGUGGUUCCUGGUAAGAUUUCCCUGAGUAGCAGCCCUACCUUCACUUUGGACAGGAUAACCUCGCUAACAACCCACCAUCUAGCAUUUCACGGCAGUGAUUUCAAAGGCGAGCGACUUACAGUCCAGUUUGCGCGUGGACCACGGCGCAAGGAAAAUUUUUCUGGCCCACCGGAUCGUCCUAAUAUGCCUCGUCCUCGUCGUACGAUUUUCCGCAUGUUGGUUUCUGGUCUUCCGGAAACAAGCUGGCAGGACCUGAAAGAUUUUGCACGUCAAUCUGGUCUGGACGUUGUCUACUCGGAGACUGGCCGCGAACAAGGAAGAGGGUUCGUUGAAUUCGAAACUGCAGCUGACCUGAAAACUGCCAUCGAUAAGCUUGAUGGACGAGAGUUCAAGGGCUCCCGAGUGAGCUGUGUCGCCGAUAUCCAGCCUUACGACGACCGCACUUUCCGUGAUCCAUAUCGGUCUCGCUCACCGCGUCGCAGCUAUCCUCCUAUCGAGGAGUACGACAGGAGAUUCCCCGCACCUCGUGGUUACAGCCCCCGCGCCCAUUACAGGGAACGCUCACCUGUUGCGCUCCGCCGCGACUAUUAUGAACGUGAUGGUUACGGCCGUCGCACUCCUCCCCGGCCUCGGAUUGAAGACUACCCUCCUCCGCGUCGUCCUUACGAUGACCCCUAUGAUGCCCGUCCUCCACCACCUCCCCGUCAUUAUGAUGACCCAUACAUGGCACCGAGACCCUACGGACGUCCUCGGAGCCCCCCAAGAGGCGACUACCCACCUUAUGACCGCCGUGGAUACUGGUAG